UUGGGUUCAUGUUUUCAGAUGCCGCAAGGACAGACUACAGAAGUGAUAAACAAAACAGAUUACAGUAUAUAUCUACAUUUAGUUUUAGUAUGUGUUGCUAUGAAAUACUAUUUGAGGUUUCCUGGCUAGAUGUCUGAAAGAAGGUGUUUCAUACAAAAACCGAUCGACUUCCUCUCCUUGACAGCAUUACUAGCGUAUCACAACGGCAGGUCAGACUCGUCUGUCUGCAAGCAAUGGAAUUUGGUCAUGUUCUCAUGUUCUUCAUAGUUCUGAUCUCCAGCACAGUAUCCGGAUCUGAAGACCAUGUGUUCGUACAGACCGGGGCUCGGUUAAACUAGUCAUAAAAAUAAAAUGCCACCACACUUUACUAGAUUCACAUGGAUUAAUGAUAAAUCUGAAAAUGUAGUCAGAAAUCAAUCAGGAGAAAUCAAACCUCACAGUUCAUAUAAGGACAGAAUGGAUUUCAAUGCUAAAACCUACUCUCUAACACUGAGAAACAUGCAGAAGAAAGAUAGUGGACUCUACAGAGCAAUCACAAGAGACAAACAAGAACUGUGUCAUGCUGAAUACAACAUAUCAGUUAUAGAUCCAGUGGAUUCUCCUGUUCUGAAAGGAAACUUCACCAUGAUAAGUGUUAACGUCUGUGUCGUGAACGUCUCAUGCAGUGGACCUGAUCAAACAAUCAGACACAGUUACCACAGCAACGACUGCACUCAAGAGGAAGUGACAUCAUCUGGAGUCCAGACUCUAGCCCUGUAUUGUAGAAAGAACAGAGUUGUCUGUAACUACAGCAAUCCAGUCAGCUGGAAGAAUCAAACUAUAGAGAUUAACCAACUUUGUACACCUUAUGAAAAAGAACAUCCAGAAGAAAACAACAGCUCUUUUCCUCUCUUCCUUUGGCUCUCGGUCAUCGCUGGUGUAUUUGUGCUGGUUUUCACAGUAGUUUCUGUAUUCUACUGCUGUUACAAGAAGCGUAAAAGGGUCCUCAACAGAAUGAUCAGACAGUCUAUGCACAAGUUCAGGUAAGCUUCAAAUACUUUGUAUAGUCAUAACAUAAAAAGAAUACUCCUAAUUCAACAAUGAAUUAAUAACUCAUAACACAUAAUUAUCUAGAAUGCACUUCACCGGAAGUCUUUCAAACAUGUUUAGUAAGAAGUAAGAAUAGUAAGAAUAUUAUUAGCCAUAGAGUUUUACAUGUACAAAAUGAUAUGACUGUUUGAUCGGAUUGUUCUGAAGCCAAUGAAUCAAGUGCAAAGACCCUGGAGAUGUUGGAGAAAUCAGCGAAUCUUCAAACUGUGUAUGGAUUUACUGGGAACACAAACAAACUCACAAUGCCAGUCAAAUGCCUAGUCGCCAGACACAGGAACAGGUGCAAACAGAAAAGCGGCCCAGCACCACCUACAGUACAGUAGGACAACACCAAAAGCCAUUAUUUACCUCUAAACCAGAUCCUACAAUUUAUUCAAUGGUGUGUAAAUCUAAGCAGGACAGACAACCUAUGCAUAAAUAGCAGAGGUUACAUUUAUGUUCAACUGUGUUUGUUGAUAGAUAUCUUGCAAUAAUUUUUAAGAUAUGAUUAACAUACUGUCACACGUGGACUCCUUUGUGUUGUUUUUGUCAUGUGCCAUGAGCUCUGUGUGACCUACUUUAGUUAAUUGUCUUAGCGUCUUCACCUGUGUCUCAUUCAUUAAGUUUUUACGUUGUGUAUUCAAGUCCUGUGAUUUCAGUUCUGUUUGUCCGAUCUCGUCUAUGUUAUUGUGGUUUAGUUCAUUUGCCUGUCUGCCUACCUCUCAGAGGUACUAAUUCUAUAUAUGUGUAUGAUUAAACUCGUUAACCUGA
Puntigrus tetrazona (Sumatra barb) is the source of this 1839-nucleotide messenger RNA. RefSeq names its product natural killer cell receptor 2B4-like. The coding region runs from base 352 to 1026 and encodes 224 amino acids. The transcript is spliced from 6 exons. The record is from RefSeq and is a predicted model, not a curated record. Lineage: Eukaryota; Metazoa; Chordata; Actinopteri; Cypriniformes; Cyprinidae.